AACAUUAGCUAACGGUGAGGAGGAAGCAGCACGAGCUAACCCUGUGACAACACAAAGUUUUGUUCACAAAAAUGCUGAAAUAUCCCGAGGAGCAGAGUAACGUGGGUGUCCCGCCUCCAGGCCGGUGGGUGUGGAGUGAUGACACUGAGACAGUGGAGUUUGUCAGUUCUGGUCCAACAGAGGAGGGCGUUUUGAGGAAAAGAAGGCAAAGUAAUGUCAAUUUCAAUGAUCUCCAGCAGCGAUCAGAGUGGUUGGCUGAGGUCUGCACGUUGAACGGUAGAGGGCGCCAAAGCAUUAGAAAGAGCCUGAGCCCUGCUCAUCUGAAUGCAUACAGGGCCUCAGUGAUGAAGAGUCAAGGGGACCGCAUCACCACUGAUGAUGUUAAACAGGUCGCUGUCAGUUUGCUACAAGAGAAUUACUCGCUUCCUAUUCCAUUCUGCUUCUUGGCUAUAUUGAAGAGUAAAGAGCUGGAUGAAGUUUUGGCCGCCCUUCUCCUUUACCUGUCUUAUUUCUUCGAACUGAAGUCUCUGGAGAAUACAUCGCAGUCAUUAAUGGCUGUAGACAUCACCUCAGAGCACAAGAUGAUGAUGGAGGCUUUGGCCAAAAAGGAGAUUGCUCAAAAGAAGCUGGCUGUUUGCUACUUCAGCUUCAUCAUGGACCUGGAAUUGGAACAACAUGUGUCAAAUCACAAGGGCCUGAUGUUGUCAGUACAGAAGCAGAACAGUACAGAAUGGCUGCUGCAUGCGUGCUUGUACAGCUUUUUCUGUUGUGCGGCCUGGGUGACGUUUGGCAGGAAGGACCUGAGGGACAUCCAAGAGGAGGUGGGGCGUCUUUUGUACUCCGACACCUUCAACACAGCAGUGAGGAAAAGGUCUGAUGGGGCCUCAGGAAUGACCUUCGCCGAUGUUAAUGGUUCAGUGAAGACGGGAGAGGCUGACCCCAAGGAGACGGGAAGUAAUAGCACAUUCAAGCACAGAACGUCCCAGAGGUGUCCGGCCCUCAGCAGUAUAGUUAAUCAGCGAUCCCCACUGAUGGUAUCUCUGCUGCCCUCGCCCAAAGAACGAUCACCCCAUCUGUUCCCCAGCAGCCGGGCCAGGAGGCAGAGCCCGCCGCAGGCCGAGCACUGUGACACCAAGGCCUUGACGGAGCAGCUCAACGAGCAGCUGGCCAGUGUCAGCUUUGGGAUUCUUGGCAAGCCGCUGAAGCACUUCAACCGCAGUACUUUGAUACCCAAUGGAGAACAGAAAAACAACUGAGGUGAGGGUGACAGCCGCGACCCAGAGAGUGAUGUUAAUAACAACAGCGAGGAUCAUCCUGGCAUCCACGCUGGAGGUAGCAGGUCAUCCUUAAUGGGACCCAAGAUGACAGGCCUUGCCAGAUACAGCAGCACCACCCACAUAAACACCAGAAACUCUGCAGCUGCCAUCCCUUGUCACACUGACUGUCCCUUGUCUGUGACAAGGGUGUAGUUGGAGCACGCUGUGUCACUCCCACUAUCCUACCCGACUAAUUUGCAUGCUACCAAGGUAUAGGAAUUAGCUAUCAGGCCACUAUGUAAACUCUUUUUUCCUGAGGCCUACAGAUAAGCUAGAUCUUAAAGAAAUUAUCAAAAACAUGAAAAAUCACAUACAGCGGGGCUGCCGGGACAUGCAGUAAAAUCUUGAUAGCUAUAAAAAACUUCACUGUAAAACCGCUUGCUCAUUGUAUUGAUUUGUCUUUACUUCAUGGUGUUGUGCCAAAAAUGACAAAAGUUGCCAGAAUCAUUCCUAUUUACAAAAUUGGUGACAAAAAUGAUAUCAGUAAUUACCGUCCAAUCUCUGUUUUACCAACUUUAUCUAAAGUACUGGAAAGAGUUGUGUAUAAUAGACUAAGUGAUUAUUUGGAUAAGCUGCAUAUUCUCUCUAGUUCUCAGUAUGGCUUCAGCAAAAGAGUUCAAUACGCAUGGCUAUUUUAGAUCUCAUUGAAAAAAUGAACAAUACAGUUGUUAAGGGAAAUUGUGGUGUUGGCAUCUUUUUAGAUCUCUCAAAGGCAUUUGACACAGUUGAUUUUGAUAUUUUACUGGGGAAAUUGAACCAUUAUGACAUUAGAGGAAUGGCACAUAGCUGGUUUAGAAGCUACCUUUCCAGUAGGCAACAAUUUGUAAAUAUAAACAACCAAAAAUCGCAAAAUAUGAAUAUCAAAUAUGGGGUCCCCCAGGGCUCAAUUUUAGGGCCAUUACUCAUUUGUAAAUUCUUCUAAAAUCCUACACAGUAAUUUUUGCUGAUGAUACCAAUUUUAUUUUUAUCACAUUUGAAUUACAGGAAUUACUCAAUGCUGAAUUACAGAAAAUUUUGGUUAAAAUGUAAUAAGUUAUCUCUCAACAUCAGCAAGACUAAUUUCAUUGUCUUUACAUCCAAUAAAAAGCCAUCUGAUAUGGAUCACAUAUACGUCUCAAAAUAAAUGAUAAGGAGUUAACUCGAGUAGCCUCAACAAAGUUCCUUGGGGUCCUCAUAGAUGAGUCCUUAAAUUUUAAACUGCAUAUAGAACAUUUCAUUUCCAAAUGAUCUAAAUGAUCUAAUUGGUCUUUUCUUCAAAAUAAGGUAUCACCUUCCUUUAUCAGCACUUCUUUCUCUGUACAAAACUCUGUUUGAACCAUAUAUCAACUACUGUAAUGUCAUAUGGAGCAAUACCUUCCCCAGUUUUUAAAAAAUUAGAAAGUCUUCAAAAAAAAAGAUAAUUUGAGCUGUGUCUUGGUCCGAAUAUAAUGCCCCCCUUCGGCUCACAGAGAUAAAUGUGUAUCAAAAUGCAUGUAUGAUGUUCCAGAUAAUCCACAACAAAUUUAGGGUUGUCUGAGCUUGUCCCAGUCUGCAGUCCUGGUCAUGCUUAUGACACCAGGAAAAAAACAUCUCAUCACUGGGAAGAAGAGAAGACGUAAAAGUACUAGUUUUUCCAUUGCUUGCAGGGGUCCGCUGCUCUGGAACGAGCUCGAUGAGAGCUUGAAAGUGUUGAAAUCCAUCUCCACAUUUAAGAAAAUGCUAAAAGUCAAACUACUAAGUUCAUAUAUUUAACUAUUUUGUUAUGUCCUAAAAUCAUGUGCUCCGAGAAAACUUAUGUCACUGUGUUUGUUGGUAUGUAUGAUGUUUUUUACCUAUGUUUACCAUGUACUGUAUAUUGUUUUGUUUCGAAAAUACUCAGGCUCCCUCUAAAGGCUUUUAAUAGCUUCUUGGGAGACCUGAUUCACACACGCUGUUAACUUCAUGCCUGUAUGAAGACAUUUAUGUUGAUUCACCUGUGUGUGUGUGUGUGUGUGUGUGUGUGUGUGUGUGAAUAAAUCAAAUCAAAAAAUCAAAACAAAAUUCACCUUUGAAGUUAACUUUCUGGCCUCUAGUUUCCCGGUGCGACGCAGGGUGGUGAACCCCGCGCAGAGCUAGUUUCGAGCAGCGCAACCCGAGGCGCGCUCAGUUUGGUAGUUUGGCAGACCAAGGUGCGCUGAGAUGGGUGUGGCGGCGCACUGACAGUUUUGUGCCAAAAGGCUUCGCCGAAGGUGCACUAAAAGCUUGCCAGCUGAAACCAGGUCUACUGUAGGCGCAGGCGGAGUGCAGCUGGUGUAGAGGAAGUUUGGCUGAUCAGCGGACAGUGCGCACACGUCACCAAAACCUCACAGGCAGGUUUCCAGAAUGUCAGGCACAUUAACAAUGCAAAAAAUACCCACAAAAAACACUAUUCAAUGCAACUAUCUGCAAUCAGCACAUAAAUGUAUCUCUAUACCGACUGUGCAGUCACAUCUGAUGUCAGAUCAAAGGGGAUUGGCACCGUUUGGCACGCGUAAUGGAAAUCCGUGGAGGUCUGCUCGCAGUUCCGUAUAUUCGGACACUGCAAGCUUGGACCUCCCGGAUCAAAACAUCAGUUUCCUCCUGGGAGGAGUUUGGCCGUCUGACGCUGCUGCUCUCUUCUGCCAUGGCAAAUUGAGUAAACUCUCAUUACACCUUCGCGCAGCGCAUUUAAGGGCGAGGAGAGGGGCUCAUUUGAUUGGUGUGAUGUGUGUAAAACCCACUCCACGCCUUCUCUCCUCCCUCUUUCCGACUUGCGCAGGUAGGAGGGACGGAGGGGGGAAAGAGGAGUAGCUGUGCCAGGGCGCACGGUGUGCCAAACUUGCAAAAUCCACCUGGCCACACCCAGUUGGCGAAGCGCAGGUGCGCUGCGCCUCCGCCUUGCCCAAUCUGCAAAACUAGAGGCCUCUAUGUUGCCAGACGGACUUUAACCUUUUCGGUGGACUGCGGGUCGUAAUAUGCCUCCAAAGCCAGCAAAACAAGCCAAGCCUGGACCGGCUGACUCACAAACGCUACCCGAAGAGGAUGGCAGCGAGCUAACGCUAACCUCAGUAGCAAGUCUGCUGGAAGAAAACAGGCUAGCUAUCUCCGCCGAAUUCCGCACAUCCAUGGCGAAGCUUGAAAACAAGAUUGAUCGCCUUCAAGCCACUGUAGGCGACCACUCGACAAAGAUCUCAAGGAAAAUGCCACCCUCUUGGGAGCGGUGUCUGCACACCAUGUCUCCUCCUUCACUGGGAGCAGUCAACAGCAACCUGUGUUGCAGUUGGCUGGUCCCAGCAAGGGGUUGAUGUGCUGGGCAGUGUCCAAAAUCUAUGCAUUAUGUUCAUGCACUAUGGCCCCUAACAUAAGCUUUCGAUAGCUUCUCAGGGGACCAGUUCACAUACUCACCAUUCCCUUUUCUGUUGGAAUAUUAUGAUCCUAUGCACUUGAAUGAUUUGUUACUGCACUGUGCACUAUGUAAAUUGUAUACAUGAGUAUAUGUGAACAAAUAAACAAACAAACAAACAUACAAACAAACCCUGAAUGAUAUGUAUGUGUGAAAGCGGCAGAAUGUUUUGAGUGUGAAUGUGCUUUUUUCAGUGGCAUAACACAGGUGUUGCAUGUGUCUUCCAGCUGCAUUCCUCAGCACAGCCCACAGGGUCAACAAAACAAGAGAAAGACUGAGGUAGCGAGUACAAUUUUUACUCUGCUUUGCUCAUGUGGGGCUCAUUCUCAGAAGCACCUCCCUGCCUGUCAUCACACACAAACCAUAUUUAUCCUGAUUUGCCUCUGAAUUUAAAUCAGUUUUGUAAUUGCCAGCUGGUGGUGCUGUUGAAUAAAAUAUAA
This is a messenger RNA of Epinephelus fuscoguttatus (brown-marbled grouper), 5135 nucleotides long. Its product is annotated as protein phosphatase 1 regulatory subunit 36. The transcript is spliced from 11 exons. Gene Ontology annotation, molecular function: phosphatase binding. Gene Ontology annotation, biological process: negative regulation of phosphatase activity. Bases 72 to 1256 code for a protein of 394 amino acids. The record is from RefSeq and is a predicted model, not a curated record. NCBI's taxonomy places the organism in Eukaryota, Metazoa, Chordata, Actinopteri, Perciformes, Serranidae.